AUCCCAGCUGACCUCCCUACUAAGGACAGAGCGACUUCCAUCUCCGCUGUGGCCCAGAUUUCUCAGGGAAAGAUAAAAUGAAUAAUAAGAAGAAGCAGCGGAGCUCAGGGAGUGGCCUCCCUUUCUCAAAACCUUCUAAGAACCCACGGCUGAAAGACCCCCAUGGAAGCCCUGAGAGCUCUGUGCUGAUGCAGUCACAACACUCUGGAGAGUCAGAAGACAGCUCUGGAAGCUCCCAGAGCUCCCUGCUGAUGCAGUCACAGCACUCCAGGGAGUCAGAAGACACCUCUGAAUCUGCUGCCUCUGUGGAGCUAGGUGGGGAGGAACCACAACCUACAGCUUCCAGCUGCUCUGUGGAGGACACAAGAGCUGCCUCUGACCUCCCAGGGUCACCAGAAGAGCUAGUCUCCCAGCCUCCUUCCCAGAACUCAGUCAGGAGGUUUGUCCCUCAGUUUGCCAAAUCAAAGAAGACAAUAACAAGAAAGGCCAAGGCAUGGAAAGAGGUUCCAAAGAGCUGCACAGGAAGCCAGGAAACAUGGCCAGAGCUGGGUGCCUUCCAGGCAGGCAGCCAGCCAAACAAGGAGUCCCUGAAGUUCCCUUUCCAUGAUGCCAGAAGACCAGAAGACCAGACAUGGGCAGAUGGUACCUGCUCAAAGGAGAGGACCAUCUCCCCUGAUAUUGGAAGCCUAGGGAACAGUGAUUUUGAGAUGCAGAGGACCAGGGUUCAAGACAGUGAUAGCCAGGAAAGAUACCUGUCAGAUGGUGAUGCUGAAGGAAGGCAGGCAGAUAGCAGAACCCCACAGGAAGGAGGUGCCCAAGAAGGAGGAACAGGGACACAGCAGACUGGGGAACCCCAGGAAGGAGAAAGCACCCUCUACAUUUCAGCAUCAGCUCCUGCCUCAGACCCCACCGUGCCUGUCCCCACACACAUAAUCAGCAGCACAGGUGCAAUACCAAGCUGCAGCAGCCCAGUAGAUGCCUCUCUUACAGACAGUGUCAUCAUAGAUGUGAGCUUAGAUCCCUCUCUACUGCAACAGAGGGCUCCAGAGGUGGUCACGCUGCCAGGCUCUCCAGAUGGGCAGACCCCUGGUGGAGGCUGCAGUGGGACUCUGCUGGGCCACACACCUCUUGCUGAGGAGACUACAGCAGGCAGAGAGGAGGCCAGACUGGAAGAGGGGCCCCAUGGUGACAUCCUGGCAAGCCUCACUGAGGCUGCAGUUCCUGGAAAACAAAAGCCCAUGGUGGAUGCUGGAGAUCCAGGCUAUAUAGAACAGGAAAUGAGUUCAGCUGUCAAGACCAAGCACUCUGGCUCUGAUGGACAGUUGCCAGAAGAGAUAGGAACACUGACUUUAGAGGCACAGCCCAUGAACCAAAAGGUAGUGGAGUUAAGCAGCCUGAACUGCCAUCAAGACUUUGAGAGCCUCAGUUUGUCCCCUGACACCUCCUCUCAGCUAAAGCAUAGCCAUGCAGGUAGUGACCUUCCCCAGAGGACCAAGGCCUGUCAUAGCAGCCCAGGAAUUCCCACAGACCUGGCAGAGCAGCAGCCAGCUCCCAGUACUGGAGAUGAGGCUACAUGGCAGGAGUCCUCAACAAUGGAACUGGACUUCCUGCCUGACAGCCAGAUACAAGGUGCCCUGGAUGCCCCCAACGUGGAGGCCCUAUCUGAGCAGGGUUUUCCUGCAGGAAAUGUGCCAGGCCAUGGCUGGCCUGUCCCUAACCCAUGUGCCAUCAGAGGAUCCCCAACGGCCAUGGCCAAAGCUCAACCCAGACCUGCUGUGGGGACCUGGGCCCAGGAGGCCUGCAGGAUGCAAGAUGCCACAGACACAGUGCGUGGCCUUGUGGUGGAGCUCUCCAGUCUCAACCGGUUGAUUAUGAGCACCUACCGGGACCUGGAGGCCUUUAAGCGAAGGAAGACCAAGCCUCUGCCUCACCUGACAAAGGGGGCGGGGAGCCUUGCUAGAGGGGAUCACGGUUGGAGGGAACUCUAGGCUGCUCCAGCCUGCGACUCAACGUGCCCUCCAGGCCUAUGGGGGUCUGCUUACCUGGGGCUCCAUAUACCCGAGGCUGAGGGCACCCGAGCUUCAGAAAUCAUCUGAGAACACUGCCCUGCCCCAGAUGCUCCUCCAGCUUUCAGAGCCCAGGCUCCUGAGCCACGCUGCA
Molecule: messenger RNA, 2160 nt
Organism: Phodopus roborovskii (desert hamster)
Lineage: Eukaryota; Metazoa; Chordata; Mammalia; Rodentia; Cricetidae
Gene: Brme1
Product: break repair meiotic recombinase recruitment factor 1
Exons: 9
Coding region: 78-1988 (636 amino acids)
Biological process (GO): double-strand break repair involved in meiotic recombination
Source: RefSeq, a predicted model, not a curated record